Trichosurus vulpecula (common brushtail) is the source of this 967-nucleotide messenger RNA. It is a transcript of the gene NQO2, whose product is annotated as N-ribosyldihydronicotinamide:quinone reductase 2. The coding region runs from base 158 to 847 and encodes 229 amino acids. Gene Ontology annotation, cellular component: cytosol. The record is from RefSeq and is a predicted model, not a curated record. NCBI's taxonomy places the organism in Eukaryota, Metazoa, Chordata, Mammalia, Diprotodontia, Phalangeridae. Gene Ontology annotation, molecular function: NAD(P)H dehydrogenase (quinone) activity. The transcript has 6 exons.
UUGAGUGUAACAAGGUGGGAGCCGAGUGUUCUGCUCCACCUGUGUCUGGGGCUCUCUCCAAAGUCCACUAUCGCCGGCAAAUCUCUUCUAUAUAUGUCCAUCCAGAGAGGUGAAAUAACAUUUUCUGAAAGGAAAGAAAGCCUCACCCUUCUGGGAAAUGGCAGGCAAACGAGUUCUCAUAGUCUAUGCUCAUCAGGAGCCCAAGUCCAUGAAUGGAUCCUUGAAGAAUGUAGCAGUGACCGAGUUGACCAGUCAGGGCUGCCAGGUCACUGUGUCUGAUCUGUAUGCCAUGGACUUUGAGCCAAGGGCCACAAGGAAAGAUAUUGUGGGUACUCUAAGCAACUCAGAAUCCUUCAAUUAUGCUGUAGAAACCCACGAGGCCUAUAAGAAAGGAUCUCUGUCCAGUGAUGUGGUUGAGGAGCAGAAGAAAGUACAAGAAGCUGAUCUAGUAAUAUUUCAGUUUCCUCUGUAUUGGUACAGUGUGCCUGCCAUCAUGAAGGGCUGGAUAGACCGAGUGCUCUGCCAAGGAUUUGCCUUUGAAGUCCCAAAAUACUUUAACAAAGGUUUCUUUCAGAAUAAAUUAGGCCUCCUUUCAUUCACUACUGCUGGGGCUGAAACCUAUUUUAAAAAUGGACUUGGUGGAGAUGCCAGAUACAUCUUAUGGCCUCUACAGCAUGGUGUGUUACACUUCUGUGGUUUCAAAGUCCUUGCCCCACAGAUCAGCUUUGCUCCCGAACAUGUAUCAGAAGAGAAAAGAAAGGAGAUGGUGGCAUCUUGGGCAAGGAGACUGGCAACCAUUUGGGAUGAAAAGCCAAUACACUGCACUCCUUCCUGGUACUUUGAAUAAUAGCAUUUUGUAUUGCAUGAAAAGUACUCUUUGAAUACUGUGAGCAACUUCUCAGGGUACAUGAGCAUUUGUAUACAAAAUUUAGUGUUAAGAACCCAAUAAACCUUAUAACAAAAAUAA